AUGAAAAAGUCAGUCUCUCAGAAGAUUUUCUAUGGCAAUUGUUACCGCAAAUUAGGGCAGUUUUUGAGUGAAAAGGUGAAUAGCGAAUUUAUAAGUAUUUGGGGUAAAGUGCACACACCUCUAGCCAAUGAUCAUCAAAGCUUUAUUUCAAAUUUGUUACAGGGCGAAAAGGGUGAUAUGGGCCGCAGAGGUAGAAGAGGGAAAAUUGGGCCUCAAGGCGCACCAGGACCCCCAGGCAAGUUUGGGGAAAUCGGAUUACCAGGAUGGACGGGAAGACCUGGUUUGGCGGGACUGCAAGGACCGAAAGGUGAAAAAGGAGAACAAGGAACGGGUUCAAAAGGUGACAAAGGCGAUAAAGGACAGGAUGGACUUCCAGGCAAGGAUGGCAAAGACUCAGAAAGCCGAUUCAUUCCGGUACCUGGUCCACCUGGACCACCAGGCGCACCAGGAUUACCGGGAUUGUCAAUAACUGGCCCCAAAGGCGAACCUGGAGAAUCUAUAUUUAGCGAACCGUACAUCAAUAUACGUCCAGGUCGGUCCACUGCCAGUCCACCGAUAGCGCACGCAAUAACGCAAAAGAAAAAUCCAACUAUGGGAGCUAUGGCUUUCAGGUCGAGAGAUAUCAUGCUUGAAUCGACCAAGGAAAGCCCGAUUGGAACUAUGGCUUAUAUUAUAGAAGAAGAGGCUUUGCUGAUUAAAGUUCACUCGGGUUGGCAAUAUGUCGCUUUGGGUUCACUACUGCACAUGGGACACACGACUAUGCCAAGUACCACUGCUCCGCCUCAACUGAAUCCACCAUUUGAAUCCAGCAAUCUUAUUCAUGACAAUACGCUGCCAGUGAAACCAAUUUUACCUGAACUACCUCAGUCAUUUAGUCCAAAACCUGAGGUCAAUGUUAGACUGGAAGCUUCGCAUUCACCUUUUGGCGAACACUUGUUACAUAAUACACAAUUUGCUGCUCUACGAAUAGCGGCCUUAAAUAAUCCUUACACUGGUAACGCUGGAGGUGUACGAGGGGCCGACUACGAUUGCUAUAGGGAAGCUCAUAGAGCUGGACUUAAAGGGACUUUUAGGGCUUUCCUAUCUUCGAGAGCCCAAGAUCUCAGCUCCAUCGUACGCCAAGUAGACAGAGUACUACCAGUCUGUAACCUUAGAGGAGACGUACUUUUCGAUUCCUGGCUGAAAAUUUUCGACGGUAGAGGAGCCAAGCUACCUCACGAACCAAGAAUUUUUUCGUUUAACGGCAAAAACAUCAUGAACGACCCGCACUGGCCUAACAAAGAAGUCUGGCACGGCGCUUUGGCGGAUGGCACGAGAGCCUUGGACUUAUCCUGCGAAGCUUUCCAUGCGUCGUUUUAUGGCAAGUUUGGUCUUGCGGGCGAUCUCAAGGAGAAAGUGAUCUUGAAGCAAAAUCCAACGUCGUGCGACAAAAAGCUGGUUUUGCUCUGUAUUGAGGCUACUAGUGAGAAAUUUGUACAGAGGAGAAAGAGAACGUUGAACACACAAGAACCCCCAAAAGGCAGCGAUCUUAUUUUUGGUGGGACAUGUGAUAAGUGCAAAAAGGUGUUCUGUAAAAAAUGCGAGAAGUGGGCAGCAACAGAGAGUGUUCAUAAUGAACACCAUAUUGAAAGUAUCUUCAUGCAAAACCGAAAGCUAAGCGAACUUGUUAUUAAGAUGGAGGAAAGGAUUGAGGAGAAUAACAUUAAUUUUUGCGAACAAAUAGACGAUUUUAAUACCACCAUAAGAGAGACAGAAGGACAAACGGAUGCAUUACGUAGAAAUACGAUAGAGUUUCAGGAUGAAGUAUUUUUAACUGAGAGGGAGCAUGAAUCUGAAACUGAUAGACUUAAGAAUACCGGAAGAUUAGAAAAUGAGAAACUAAGACAACAUAUAAUUGAUCUUACAAGAAUAAUUAAAGACAAGAAACAGGAAGUUGACUAUAAGAGUGACGAAAUAAAUCAAUUGAAAAAAGAGUUGGAAAUGAAAGAUAAAGAAAUAACAAUGUCAAGACAAAACUAUUCUGCGCUGGAAGGAAUUAAUACAAAAGUAAUACUAACAGUGUCUGAUCUUGAAAAACAAUUGGUUAAAACACAGUCUGAAAAAGACACGGUGGAGGAUAGAAAUAUUGAAAUUGAGGCAAAAUUGUAG
This is a messenger RNA of Ceutorhynchus assimilis (cabbage seed weevil), 2148 nucleotides long. The record is from the annotation of a GenBank genome assembly. NCBI's taxonomy places the organism in Eukaryota, Metazoa, Arthropoda, Insecta, Coleoptera, Curculionidae.